Molecule: messenger RNA, 1681 nt
Organism: Drosophila subpulchrella
Lineage: Eukaryota; Metazoa; Arthropoda; Insecta; Diptera; Drosophilidae
Exons: 3
Coding region: 180-1463 (427 amino acids)
Source: RefSeq, a predicted model, not a curated record
UUGGCGGCAAUACAAAUUCCUUCAUAAAAAUUCAACCACCUGAUAUUAAAUUGAUUUGAAAAUUUGUUUUAUUCAUUUAAUCAAGCCGUUUACAUGUGUCUCGGGCACUUGCACCCUGCAUCAACGGCGCAGGCUUUCGGAUAACUUCCACGCUUUGUGUAACGGACAGAUGUAAUUCAAUGGAAAACAACGCAUUUAUUAAACGGCGUUCCUUGACGCUCAGCACGCGUCUCCUGCAGAAAAGGCACAGUGCUUCGCCCCAGAGCUGCGGGCGUCCAGGAAGCGGACACGAUGUGAGCGUCUCCUUGGGCUCCCCUGGCUCGCCCAACGCCUCUACAAUCGGGGGAAUCUCAUCCGACGUGGAGAGCACUCCGCCGCACAAGCACAAGCCCAGCCUGGACGACAGUGUUGACUUCUCGCCCCGCCUGGACAUCAGCCUCUCGCCCAACUGCCUCUUCUCGCAGACACUGGCCACCGAAAGCCCCGAGGUGGGAUGGCGCUGGAACCGCAGUAGCAGCAAUGCCACCACGGACAGUGGCUUUGACUCCGCCGAAAUAGGCAGCUUAAGCCAAAGGGAACGGCGCCGGCAGAUUGCCUUUAAGGGCGUUGAGGAUCGUCGCAUCCAGCUGGACAAUGAGCAGUGGCGGGCGCAGCAGAUGCGGGCCAAUGUUCUCCUCAAGGAGCGCUGCGCCAGGCUCAACAGACAACUGGAUCAGAUAGCCGUGUCGGAGCCAGUUAUCCCCCCGCAAACCCCUAAGAUUCUGCCACCUGUAGCUGCCCGCACAAGAUCGGCCUGCAAGAAGGCUUCGCCAGAGCCAGUGCUUCCUCCCCCGGCUGCCGCCGAUCCCAUGGCCGACUUCCUCAACGAUUCGGAGACGGAUCUGUUUCUGCUCGAGGCCUCCCAGCAACUGGAGUCUAAAAUCGAACCCCUAAAGCCACCCAAACCCAGCACCACCACACCCACCAGCCAUCAGAACGCGAAGCGACCCUCCUUCCUUAACGACUCGGAGACGGAUCUCUUCCUGCUCGAGGCCUCCCAGCAACUGGAGUCCCAAAUAGAACCCCAGAAGCCACCCAAACCCAGCACCAGCACUACACCCACCAGCCAUCACAACGCGAAGCGACCCUCCUUCUACAUGAAGUUUCUGGAAGACGAAAGCGAGGGCGACGAGGACUGGCUGAGCGCUCUAGAAGAGGCCGUGCAGCAGGCCACGAUGCCCAAGAAGCCGCGCACCUCUCUGCAGCGCUACAAGUCAAUGCCCACCACUGGAGGUUCCUCCAGCGGAGUGUCCACCCUGACCAAUGUGGUGGCCGGCAAGGGUUCAACCGCCUGCACAAGUUCCUCUUCCGCUUCUGGGUCUGAAUUAAAGAAUACUCCAAGGAUAAAACGUCAUGCCAGCUCACAUGCCCUGUCCCCAGCCACUUCCCAUGCGCGCGGCAAACUCUUCGGCAGCCGGAAAUGAAACCCGAUAAGGUAGCCCGCCCUCUGAACAUCAGCUUCCCCUCUGCGAAUACCAAUUGUGAUGAGCAAAGUUAGAUUUAAGCAUUGUCGUUUUGUUCCGCUUGCGUUGGCCCUUUCCUUGACCAUUCUGUAUACGAGUACGCUAAUUGAUUCAUGCAGCUCCUACGCGUCGUUGUAAAUGUAAAUUUAAGGCUAAUUAAAAGUUAAUUGUAAUUUAAA